Paramecium pentaurelia is the source of this 911-nucleotide messenger RNA. The record is from the annotation of a GenBank genome assembly. Lineage: Eukaryota; Ciliophora; Oligohymenophorea; Peniculida; Parameciidae.
AUAUCAGUCAUCUUUAUUAUCUUUGCUGGAGAAAUUAUUCCAUAAGCAUUAUGUACUGGACCAAAAUAAUUAAUUAUUGCUGAAAAAUUAACACCAAUAGUUAAAGUAUUAAUGAUUCUAUUCUGGCCAAUCAGUUAUCCUUUGGCUAAAAUGUUGGAUUCCUAUUUUGGUGAGCAUGGAUCUACUAGAUUCCAAAAGAAUGAAUUAAAAGCAUUAAUAGAGUUGCAUGGAAUACAAAAACAUGCUACAGGAGGUGGUCAUGCAAGUGAUGAUUAAGGAUUCACUUAAGCAGAAAUAAAUAUGAUUACUUCCACUAUUGAUUUGAGAGAUAAAACUGUUGAAUAAGUCAUGAUACCUAUUAAAGAUGUUUUCUCUGUUAACAAAAAUAAUGAACUUAAUAAAGAAACUUUAGCAAGAAUAGCAUCAUCUGGAUAUUCUUAUGUUACCAUUUAUGAAAAUUAAAAGGAAAAUAUUAUUGGAACUAUUAGAUCAAAAUAGUUAAUUGAUAUGGAAUUAACUAAAAGAAAGAUAUCAGAAUUAGAUAACCUUGUUAGACCUGUUCUAUUUAUCUAAAAUGACACUUCUUUAUUUGAAAUGUUAAUGAUAUUUAAAUAAAAAAAAACUAAAAUUGCAUUUGUAGUCGAGGCUAAUAAAAUCGAAUAAACUAAUACUUCAAGAAUUCCUAAUUAUUAAAUUGUUGAUGAAAAAAUAUCAAAAAAAAUUAUAGGAUUGAUCUCCUUGAAAAUGCUAUUUGAAGAAAUUGUAAAGAAAGAGUUUCAUGAUUAAGAUAAUCAUAUCAAGUUUAAUUCAGUAUUAUCAUUUUUAUUACAUUUUAGUUAAAACCCCAUUAAAUAUAACCAAUUGGUAAAUCAUAAAACAAAAUACUUAUUGAGCCAGAGGAAAAAAAUUGA